UGCGGCUGAAACGGGGAAACCCAACAUGGUGCCGUGGGUGUGUUUGUAUCACUUGUGUUUCUUCCAGGAAGGAAGUUAAAUGUAUCUGUGUGAGAGUGUUUUUUUUUUUUUUUCUCGUUUCAACCUUUCUGUCUCGAUGUGACUUCUUGUGAACUUUAAAACUAAUGUAAAUAGACCGGUAGUCACAAUGUCGGAGUCUCUGGAAAGAUCUACAAAGAUCAACUUGUUAAAAGAGUCGAUUGUGAAGAAACUUUGUGAGUUGUUGGAUAAAUCAAACAAUAAAGGAUGGCGAAAACUUGGAGAGAUCGUGGGCAAUGACAGGCGAUUUAAAGUCAGCUCAGACGACAUGGAGAUGUGUUCUCUCAGGGUGCUGGAGAUUGAAGGCAGCCCAAGCCUGAUGCUGCUAAGGCUGAUGGGAGAGCGAGGCUGCACCAUGGGUCACCUGAUGGACUACCUCCAAACUCUAGGCAACUUGGAGGCCCUGCAGUGCCUGAAACCACCACCUUUGCAGAUCCUCAUUCAGCCCCAGUCAGUAGCGCUAAUCUGUGGUCACAAUCUGCGCCUUAGCUGCCAUGCAGUGGGAAAAACUCCAGUCCAGUAUCAGUGGUUCAAAUCAAGAGAAGAGGUACCAAACAGCUCAUCUCCAGAGCUCCUGAUAAGUCCCGUCCAACUGAAGGACGCCGGCUUUUACAUCUGCAGGGUCAACAGUGGUGAUGCUUGUGAAUUCAGCCAGUGGGCCCAGGUGGAUGUCCUAAAUCUCACCAUGUCUUAUGCCCCAGGGCAGAGUUAUCAAUCACUAGAUGGACGGCUAAAGUUGGCAAUCCAGCCUCAGUUCCAGCGGCUACAUGUUGGGGAAACCCUGCAGAUGGAGUGUGGUGCUGUGGGACGGCCUGUCCCCCGAUACCAGUGGCACAAGAACGGAGUUCCGAUCCUAAAUGCCACAAAGAGAAAACUCAUAAUCCCCCUAGUGAUUCAGGAUCAUCAUGGCAGGUAUCGUUGUGAGAUCAGCGGCAGCACGGAAAGAAUGUGGACCAAUGAAGUUGAUGUUGUGAUAGCCCCAAGGAUAUCUGUCCAGAUUUCAGGGGCAAUGGAGUGUUCUGAAGAUGACAUUUAUGCCAUCGAAGGAGUUUCCUGUGAACUUUUCCUAAAUAGCUUGCCUGAACAACUUUAUGCAACCGACAAAGUGGCCCUGCUGAUCGGUAAUCUUUCAUAUCAGAACCACCCGCAGCUCAAAGCCCCCAUGGUGGAUGUGUACGACCUCACCAACCUCCUGCGGCAGCUGAACUUCAAAGUGGUUUCUCUGCUGGACCUCACAGAGUCGGAGAUGAGGAACGCCGUGGACGAGUUCCUGCUGCUGCUGCAUAAGGGAGUUUAUGGUCUGCUGUACUACGCUGGGCACGGAUAUGAGAACUACGGAAACAGCUUCAUGGUGCCGGUGGACGCACCGAACCCUUACCACUCAGCCAACUGUUUGUGUGUGCAGAGCAUCCUCAAGCUGAUGCAGGAGAAAGAGACGGGCCUAAAUGUUUUCCUGCUGGACAUGUGCCGGAAGAGGAAUAUUCAUGAUGAGAGCACUCCCAACAUCGUUCUGAGAGUCACGGCCAACAUUGUCUUUGGAUAUGCGACGUGCCAGGACGCUGAGGCCUUUGAGCUGAGCUCCACAGGUUUCACCAACGGUGUGUUCGUUAAGUUUUUAAAGAAGCGGCUGAUGGAUGACGAGAAGAUCACGGUGGUGCUUGACAGAGUUGCAGAAGACAUGGGUCAGUUUGAUGCAACGAAAGGUAAGCAGGCUCUGGAAAUACGCAGCAGCCUAUCAGAGAGGAGAGCGCUGACCGAUCCUAUUCUGCCUGGCGACAGUGCCGACGUCGUUCACGCUCACAGCCACCAGUGGGCAAAAGCUCAUGAGCUUCCUGAGAGCAUGUGCCUGAACUUUGACUGUGGGGCUCAGAUCAAGCUGGGCUUCGCUGCAGAGUUUUCCAACGUGCUCGUCAUUUACACUCACAUCAUUAAGAUGCCCGAGGACAUGUCCUUCUGCCAGGCUCACGUCACUGACUUCUCCCUGGACCUUGAUGUUGAUCCAAAGGAAAUGAACAGGGAGACUCCAGAGGAGACGGGGAUCUACCUGCUGUCCAGCAGCCUGCCGCAGCACUGCCUCUACACCAGACUCAGCUCUCUGCAGAAGCUUAGGGAGGAGCUGGUGUUCACUGUGUACCUUCAGGGCACGUUUACAGCCAUGGAAGAUGAUGAUUCCAUAUUCUGGUCCAAAAGCGUCAACAUCGGAAAGCCGCUGAUUGCCCGGCUGGACCUCCACCGGGCCGUGCGACGGAACAGCUGCCUGCAGACCUGCAUGAUACCCCACAGCCCAUCCCAGAGCCCCUGUCACAGCCCGGGGCCUGAGCACCACCAUCACCUCCAUCAAGGGUCACACCAGGCCCAGGACUACAAUCGUCUCUCCCCUCAGCACCGUUAUCUGGACAUCAGUGAGCAUGCUCAGGGGGCGGUGGGAGGCUGUGGCUUCACGUGUUACGACCAUCUCAGCCAAUGUGGCUUUGAGCGGACCUACGAGUCUGAUGGACUCCCGAACUCUCCGGGUAAGCUCAGCAUCCCGAUAGAGGCAACGGAGGACAUCACCGAGCUGCAGACCGUGUUUAUCAACAGCCUGCACCUUCAGCAGCAGUGAAACAGAGGCUUCAACUGUCCUAAAGUGCGGAUUUUAGUUAUGCUGCUGUUUAAAUUACAUUUUUGUAUCCUUGAAUUUCUAAGCAUUAUUUGUUUUAGCAAUCUGUAUUAAGACGUAAUACCUAAAGGUUUUACUGUAAAAUUUAUUUUUAGAAAAUGUAUUUUAGUAAAGUGACAUGGUUGGAAGUAGUUUGUCUUGGUUGUGUAUUUGGUCGUCACACUGUAUAAGAAGAACUAAGUAUAUUCUAUUUUUUUCUAUGGGUGCAUCUCAAAUAAUCAUCAAACAAUAUUUCAUUAAUUUAAUACAAAAAGUGAAACAAACUGAAUUUCUCUGAAACUUCAAAUAAUUACAUAAAACCAAUAAAAAUAAUUAUUACUGAAGAA
Messenger RNA from Girardinichthys multiradiatus, 3063 nucleotides. It is a transcript of the gene malt1, whose product is annotated as MALT paracaspase 1. The coding region runs from base 188 to 2680 and encodes 830 amino acids. Gene Ontology annotation, biological process: proteolysis. The transcript is spliced from 17 exons. The record is from RefSeq and is a predicted model, not a curated record. Lineage: Eukaryota; Metazoa; Chordata; Actinopteri; Cyprinodontiformes; Goodeidae. Gene Ontology annotation, molecular function: cysteine-type endopeptidase activity.